Ipomoea triloba (trilobed morning glory) is the source of this 3072-nucleotide messenger RNA. Its product is annotated as putative calcium-transporting ATPase 13, plasma membrane-type. Gene Ontology annotation, cellular component: intracellular membrane-bounded organelle. The coding region runs from base 171 to 2279 and encodes 702 amino acids. Lineage: Eukaryota; Viridiplantae; Streptophyta; Magnoliopsida; Solanales; Convolvulaceae. The transcript has 2 exons. Gene Ontology annotation, molecular function: P-type calcium transporter activity. The record is from RefSeq and is a predicted model, not a curated record.
UACGUAAUGCAGCCCGAACUUCUGAGAAGCUUCAAUUCCAAAGUUCCAAAUAUAAAAGCAGGGACCUAUUCAUCAUAUUAUAUUCAUUGCUAAUUAGCUAUAUUCACUUUUUUCACUUUCUAAUAUUUUUGUUUACUUUCUCUGUUUGGAAAUAAUUCCAGAAAGCAGAUAUGGAGAAUGAAAACAUGAGCACGGAAAUGGAAAUCCACGACGGUAACACUACGAGGCAGAAUAAUCCUCUGGGACCAAUCAUUUACCUUUUCCAGUCGAUGCAUCUCUUCAUUGCCGGAGCUGUAGCUUCUCUGUCUAGGGUGCCAUCUUAUAGCGUUCUUAGCAGCACUGAUGCUGAAGCUGGACAGGAUCUGGAAAUCGGAGUAGUUGAUGAUGCUGAUGGAGCUGAGCCUGCAGUUUCUGGGCAUAACAAUAGUUCAGCAUCUCAAACAGACAAUAUUGGUAUUGAACUGCAAAGCCAGAUGAGUAGUUUCAAAAGGAUUUUCAGAGAGAAGAACCUGCAAUCUCUUAAUGACAGUCUUGGUGGAGUGGCGAGUGUUGCAGAUGCAUUCAACAGUCACCUGGAAACUGGAAUUUCAGAUAACAGUGAAGAAAUUUCCCAGCGAAAGAUGGUCCAAUUUUCUCAAAAUUGGGCUCAGGCUCACAACUACCUCCAUUUCCUCAAAAAACCGUGCAUGGUGUUGCUCUUUUUGGCUGGGGUGCUGUCCCUUGUCUUUGGCAUCAAAGAAGAAGGCUUGCAGAGUGGUUGGGUUGAUGGGGCAAUAGUGUUUGUGACCCUAUUUCUACUCAUCCUCAUUACCUCAAUACGAGACUGGUCUGAAGAAAGAAGAGCUAGGAAGAAAUCACAGAAGGAGCAAAUAUUGCAGGAGGUAGGUGUUGUUAGAGGAGGGAAGAAGGUUCUGAUUUAUGUCUCUGAUCUGGUUUAUGGCGAUUUGGUUUGUCUAGAGGCUGGAUGUCUAGUUCCUGCAGAUGGCUUAUUUGUUUCUGGUGAGGGAUUAGAAAUAGAUGAUGAUGGUACAUUAUCCAUAUGCAAUCAGCAAAACCCAUUCUUGUUUUAUGGAUCCAUAGUCGUUAAGGGUAGUGCGAAAAUGCUAGUUACAUCCAAGGGCAUGGAUGAUACGGUGUUGGGCGAGAUGAUGAAGGAGGAAUUGGCAUCUACUCAGAAAAAGGCCAAGACUGAGACUAAAAUUGACAAGUUGAGUGAAUUCAAAGACAUAGUAGGACUUAUCCUCUCCAUUCUCUUGUUUGUGGUGGUGUUCUUGCGCUUCUUGGGGGGGAAGAUAGAUGGCGACUCUGGAAACAGACCUGAUUCUAAGGGAGCACCUACUGAACUGGAAAGGAUACUCCACUACCUUAAGAUCAUUUUCACAGAAUCCAAGGGUAAUUCAAGAGUUUUUUCAAUCUUGAUAUGUGUCUCACUGGUGGGGCUAAUGGAAGGGAUGCCUUUUGUUGUUGCAAUAGCAAUUCGACAUUGGAACUCUAAGACACUCUCAGAUAGGGCCUCAGCCAAAGAUGAAUCAAGUUGUGUCAGGAUGGCAGAGGUUACUACAAUUUGCAUUGAGAAUAAUGUUGGUUGGCUAAAGGAGGAUAGAAUUGAAGUUGGUGAAACAAGAGAUCGUCCAAUCGCGUCUCUACUGGCAAGUGGCAUAAAGUUAAUACUUUUCUCACAAAAUCAUGAUGUUUCAGAGCUUAAACAGCUGAUAAUUAGCAGAGAGAUUGGAAUAAGUGAAACAGAUGCUGCUGAUACGGUACUUACCCUUACCGGUGAUGAGUUGCAGCAAUGCCCUGACGAAGAGAUGUUUGAGAAGUUGGGAAGUAUCACGGUUGUGGGAAAAUGCAACUCGAAGCUCAAGCAACGUAUUGUGAGGUGUUUAAGAAGUAAGGGUGAAGUGGUAGCUGUGGUAGGAGAGCGAUCUGGUGAUGCCCUAGUUAUGAAAGAAGCUGAUAUUGGAUUGGCCAUAAAGAGUGAGUACUCAGAGAUAACCACACAGAGUGCUAAUGUUAUAAUUAUGAAGGGGAGCUUCAGUUUGUUGAUUGACAUGAUCAUUUGUGGGAGAAAUAUCUACGAGAAUUUGCAGAAGUUUAUCCAAGUCGAUAUGAUCAAUGACCAUAGCCAACUCACUCAUAAACUUCAUAUCAGCAGUUUCCUCGGGCGACACCCCAUUAUCCUCAAUCCAACUAUUCUGGAUUUACUUUCUUAUCUCAAUCCCAGGAGGCCUAGCAUUGCUGUCUGCCCAACCAAACAAAAACCUCCAGGACACAAUUAGACCAAUUGGGCCACUUAUAACCAAGGCAAUGUGGGUGAACAUACUACUCCAAUCCUCCUAUCAGACUGCCAUUUUUGUGACGCUUCAGCUCAAAGGAACAGCUAUCCUUGGAAUCAGUCAAGAGGCUGAUGAAUCUAUGAUCUUCAACGCCUUCGUCUUCUGCCAGUUGGUUAACAUAUUCAGUUCCAGGGGGCUGAAAGAGUUGAACAUUUUCAAGAGCUUCGGUCAAAAUCCCUGGUUUUGGGUUGGAUCAGUUGCUUUUGUGGUGAUUCAUCUUCCAUUUGAUGCAGUAUAUCGCUUCAUUGCGGGCGAUGCAGGAUGGAAUUGGAAACAGUGGCUUGAGUGCUGUUUAAUUUGGGCUGUUUCAUGGCUUAUGGAUCUGAUAGCAAAGUUCCAGAUCACUGAAAUAGCCAAACAUUGGGCUCAAGAGCUCGGCAGCACCUCGGAUUGGCUCAUCAGAAUAAUGCGACGUUCAACGUCCAUGAACUUGAAUGCCUCAGCUCCAUCAGAGUCCAUGUCUAAUCUCCAAAACCCACUUAUGGCUGCUGAAUCAACAGCCAACACAGUUCAAAGCAACAGUUCAGGUUGACAUAUAUCUUACACUACUAGAGAUAGAUGUUCAUCUGCAGCAGUUCAGGGCUUAAUCUUACAUUUCUAGGAUAUCCAUGUUAGAUAAUGUUCAUCUGCAAACAGUUCAGAGUGUAACCUUAUGUUUCUCUAUUCUUUUAUUUCAUUUCCAUGUUAUUGUUCAUCUUUCACAUUCUGCAAUCUAAUAUUUGUAUAAUUCUUUCCA